Molecule: messenger RNA, 240 nt
Organism: Prunus armeniaca (apricot)
Lineage: Eukaryota; Viridiplantae; Streptophyta; Magnoliopsida; Rosales; Rosaceae
Source: the annotation of a GenBank genome assembly
AUGAUGUAUCUUCCUGCCGUUGAGGUUAUGCAACACAUCACCAAACUUGUUACAUGUCCUGGUCUAGGGGGAAGAUCCAUCCUCCUGAGUGGCCCAGAAUGGCACAAGAUUUCUCACAUCCCAUGUAUAUUAGUUGACCCACUCCCACUCCGAAGAUGUUACCCAGCCUAUUAUGAGCAUUCUUUUUCAAGUGGUGAUGAUUCUGAGAAUUUUUGGGACAAGCAUCCAUUUGAAGUUUAA